Molecule: messenger RNA, 4723 nt
Organism: Dendronephthya gigantea
Lineage: Eukaryota; Metazoa; Cnidaria; Anthozoa; Malacalcyonacea; Nephtheidae
Exons: 5
Coding region: 519-3539 (1006 amino acids)
Biological process (GO): protein deubiquitination
Cellular component (GO): cytosol; nucleus
Molecular function (GO): cysteine-type endopeptidase activity; cysteine-type deubiquitinase activity
Source: RefSeq, a predicted model, not a curated record
AAAUAUGGCUUAUCACUUUCGUUUUUUAUUACAAAAUACAAGCAAUCUAUUUGAAACAUUUUCUCUCCUUUUGUAUACUUAGGUUAGGGAAUUUCUUUCCACAUUAUGAAAGCGAUAUCGAGCAAACCAGCUGAUCUUUUUAAUCGAAUAAUCUACCAUUGCCAAUUUAAAAAUAUUUUCGAAAUUGUUUUUAAAAGUAUUGAAAAUUGCGCGUUCGUGACUUAAAAUAUCUCCUGCGAUCCUCAUAUCAUCCUCAAUCUACCUUUCUUUUUAUACAUCUUUAUUCCCAAUCAUUCCCAUUUACCCCGAUAUUUCCCUGAACCAUGCGGUCGGUGAAUAAUCGGGUCGCUGUUGUUUAUGGCGGGAAGAAUGGUCAAUGAACUUAAAAUUUUCACGCGUUUGUGAGCUAAUUCUGGCGCAGAAAACCUGGAAAUCGACGACAUAUAAGAAAUUCAACUUCUCGAAGAGGCAUUUGGCGUAAUUUCAUUAAAGAUUUGAAGCUUUUUGUAGCGUAAAUUAUGUCCAUGCUUACAACGUGUCAAGCGCGAAGUCCUCCUGCUGUCGAAAGCCCGCCAAGAAAGAAAUUCAAAUUUUCGCUAAAGUUAAAGGCGAAAAAGAAGCCUAAGCCAAAGAAUCCGAUGGAAAGCGACAGCGAGGGUGAAAGCAUGAAAGAAAACGGGGAUUCCACGAUGAAUUCUGAGAGCAAAAGGCCUGUAAGUUCGCCUGUGGAAAAGUCAACAAAUGACUUGACAGAAGCGAAUACUACAUUUGGAUUUCAAGUCGAAACUGUCACACCACCGUUGCCUUAUACGGGCCUUACAAACCUCGGAAAUACUUGCUACCUCAACGCUGUCUUGCAAGUUUUGAGGUUUUGUCCAGAAUUUUUGACAUCACUUGCAAAUUUGGAUGAAAUAUGCGCUCAAAAUUGUGCAAUGGAUGCUAACGUGACAAGUGAAGGAGACAACUUAUUGGGUGAGGAUUUGUUACCUUCAAGUAGACCAAGCAUUAUCCACAGUAUACAUAAGCUUACAAGUGCAAUGAAAAAGGCUGAGGAAAACUAUGGCAAGUUUGGUUUGGAAGCAAAUGAAGUAAAGAACCGUUCAGGAUGGACCACUCUUGCUGUUCGUCCUCAAGAUUUUGUCAGGGAUUUCAGUGGUCUGUGUCCACUAUUCAGUGGCUAUCAACAGCACGACGCUCAGGAAUUUUUACGGUCGUUUCUUGGUCUAGUUGAGGAUGAAUGUGUUGGUUUAGUAAAGGGUGAGCAACAAGGGAUUGUGAAAGUUGGUACCAACCUAGCUAACAACAAUGAUUCCAAAGUCCGUGGAGGUUGUAAAUAUCCAAGUACCAUCAUUAAUGGUGUUAUAAAAACCGAGGAAUUACCUACCAUGGCCAUGACUACUGAUAUAUCGACCAGUUCACAACCUAACUGUGACGAAGGGUGGAACGAUGGUUUAAUCAAAACUAAUCUUUACACAGCAACACCCAAGUCACUUGCAAAUUGUAAACCAACCUCUUCGGAAAGUGUAAACCUUGUAAAGCGCUUAUUUGAAGGAACCCUGUUGUUGCAAACAUGCUGUUUAACAUGCGAAGGAAUUCGUCAACGUCACGAGAAUUUUCAAGAUAUAAGUGUGCCAGUUCAGAACAAGAAGAAAUCAAGCAGUGAUUGGGAACAUGGAAACAGCCUUUCUGAUUCCGAAGACGAGUCCGAUCGAGAGAUAAACUUGUCCUGGGCGAUAUCAAAGUUUGCUUCAGUUGAACGAUUAAACGGUGAUAACAAGUACUUCUGUGAUAAUUGUGCAACUUUGACAGAAGCUGAUAUCAGUACGUAUUUUGAGAAGCUUCCAAGAGUGCUUACAAUUCAUUUGAAACGGUUUCAAACUUCUUACGGUAACCAAAAUCUCUACACCAACAGCUGGGUGACCAAGGUUACGAGAAGCUUGCACACACCACAACAACUCUCUUUAAAGAAAUGGUGCAGUGAAACUUGCUCAGAGAAGGAUGCAGUCUACCGCUUGUUUGGUGUUGUCAUGCACAAUGGAAUGUCCUCUUGCAGUGGCCAUUAUCUGAGCUAUGUCAAUGUUGAUAUUUUCAAGAAGAAUGCUGACGGUAGGGGGAAGGUUAAUGCGGAAGAAUGUUCCGGUGCGGUACAAUGUGAAGUAGUGAGAAAUAGUGGCCAUGCAAUGGAAGUAGAUGACAGUUGUUUAUCCACAAUCGACCAAUGUUACAGCACUGAAGUUCCAAGUAUGAAUGGUCACAAAUAUCGCCGAAACCAAAGGGUUAAAUGUGGAUCAACUCAAAGCAGUGCUACCAAGGUUACAAACAUUGAUAGCAAGGCUAAUGAUGAGGUGAGCAAGAGCCACGCGUGCAAGGCACGAGAUUGUGAAAGCAAUUCUUCCGGGGGCAUGUGCGAUGAAAAAACUACUUUUGAUGGCCAAAGUAACUUGAAGAAUGGACGUGGGGAAAGCGAAGAUUUGUGCUGUGAGAAACGUGUAGGGAUGGAAGUUGAUAACGAGGACACAAACCUAGAACCAUUAAAAGAUACUUCAAAACAGAAUCAAAUUCCAAGAAGAGCUAAUAUUAACGAUGUUCUUGGGAAGGACGUUAAAUUCAAAGGAAAAGGAAUUCAUAGCGGGCGGGACGCAAAGGACGGCGGAGGUUCGGGCAAUUCCUCAGAUGAGGAGGAAGCAGCCUCUGCUAGUUUUACUCGUAUACCUUGUAGUAUGGACAUUACCAGAUUUUUUAAACCAAUACCGAAGUCGGGAAGUUGUAAAACCAAAUCUCGCGUGAAUGUAGAAAUUUCUGAUCAAAGCUGUACACCUGAAAGCAAUCAUGCACCUUUAGACACAAGAUCGAGUCAGUCUUCUGGACAAGAAGGUGGAAAUGAUUCCCAACCGACAGAUUCUGUCGACUGUUCAACAUCCACCAGCUUUCAGAUGUCUCACGAUUCGGCCUUUGAUACCAUAAAGAAAAAUGACUUGUCUCCAAAAGUUAGAUCUUCGUGUGAACCGACAAGUUCAUGCGGACAAACUUCAAAUAAUGACGACUUGCCUACGUGUGGUUCUGACUCAAAGUCUUUCACGAAGUCAUCCGCCCAAAUUGAACCAUGUGAUGAACUGUGUUCCAAUGAUAGCCCAUCUGCAGAUGAAUUUGUAAAAGUAGACACAGGGGUGGCAACGUUGCAGGACCAAGCAAUAACCAGCGCUGAUAUUAAACACUAUUCCGUACCGAAUAAUGCUUAUUCAAAUGAAACAGCAAACGACAAAGGUACCUAUAGAAAUAAUACUCAAAACUCGAGCAACUCGCAGCCUUCAAACUCACAGGGUUUUACCCCAGUCUCAGAUGGCAAAAGCUUCCAAUAUGAAGAUUGCUCCAUCCAAAGUAACAUUGAUAGUUCUGAAAGGCCAAUAUCCACUUCGACCUGGUUGAAAUUCGACGACGCUGAAGUUCAAGAGAUCAGUGCUAAGGACAUGGAAGAGAUUUUGUCACAAUCAUCCUCAUGCUAUUCAACCCCGUAUUUGCUAUUUUAUUACCAAUGUUAAUAAUACUUUCGCUCAUACGAUAAUAUUUAAAUUUGUAUUCGUCGAGUUUUAUAUUAAAAGACCCCUUCUUAUUUUUUUGUGUUCAUGCGUGGAUAUCAACCUGCGCUCGUGAGGUGAUAAUUCAUUUUUUCCCCACGAAUUUUUCUGUAAGAUAUCUAUAAAACGACAUUUUCAUAUACAGCUCGUGACAGGUCGUACUCCGUACCUCGUACCCAAUCCAUCUACAUGUUGUGCAGCAAUAUGAUUAUUCAUGGCUAACUGUACUCUCAACCAAUCAACUGGAGUGGGGGGAUUUAAUUCUUUUAAAUAUUUAUUUAUUUAUUUAUCUUCGCCUAUAAUUACACAAUCAACAACACAUACACACAACCAUUUCUGUCCUGCCCCAAAACGUGUAAACGUCAGACAUUUGUCGAUGUCUCAGUGGUGAAAAACCAAAAAAUAUGCACUCUUGAACGCUGUCUUUGGACGGUUUAAUUACAAUUGAUAUUAAUAACGUGAAUUUUAUGAGUUGAGAAAUACGAAAAAUUGCUCAGAACUUGACGUAAACCUUGUCAAACUUGUGGAAUUCAUCAGUAUGACUAGCCUCCACGUUUUAAGGUUGGAUAGAAAGGUGACAGUAACAAAAGGCGGGGACACCACAACAGCAUAAAACCAAUUACUAUAGGCCCUUGUAUACAGACAACACAUAACAUAUCUGUAUAAUUAAUACUGUACAUCUAUUAAUAGCAACACUUUAAUGGUUGCACAAGUUUGCGUGGUGUGUUGCAUUUCAAGCACACAUUUCUUGGGAAGAAUAUUCCUACGUUUUUUCGGGGAAAAUAUUUCAAUUGAAAAUAUCAUGUCUCUUGACUAAGCCUAAGGACCAUUCUAGUUAUAGUGAAACAAAACGAAUAAACCCGCAAUGAAAUAACAGCGUUUUUUUAAAUUGGAACCAAUCAAGUAUAUCGCAAAGUAAUUCGAUCUUUGUAACUAUGCUAACACCAAUAUUUUUUUUAUUCAGUCAAAAAUAAUGAUCUUUGCAUAGUAUACUGUUUAUUAAUAUGCAAAUGACGAAAUGAUUCUGCACGAAUGUAUUUCUACACUUUUAUUGCAUUGCAUUUUAUUGCAAUUCUGUGCAUUUUGUAACACUGUAUAUACUGUAUUGCUUGAAUAUUCCGAGUUAUUCACAAAUACAUCGUAUAAUA